AACAGAGAGCAAGUGCCUGUGCAAGCCCUCUGGGGAAUGAGAGAAAGUGACGGGAGAAGGAAGGGACACUAGACAAUCCAUCAAGGGAGAUAAGUUGAGCUAAUUUACAGCUUGAGAUACAGAAAAGGGGAGAAAUCAAGCAUUUUAUUUUUGCUUUUCAGUUGUUUCAUGCCUGCUUUUCCCCAUUACCCUUUCCCUUGUUAGUCCUAAACCUCUUUACUUGCAAUCUUAACUUGGGCCUCUUCAAGCAUGCCCACAAACGGAAUUAACAGGGCCCUGAAGCUACAGUUUGGCCUCAUCAACUAUGAGAACCGCUACCUGACAGCCGAGGCCUUCGGCUUCAAGGUGAACGCCUCAGGCGUCAGCAUGAAGAAGAAACAGAUCUGGACCUUAGAGCAGGACGAGCAAGAUGGCCAAGUAGUGUUCCUUCGCAGCCACUUGGGACGUUAUCUGGCCUCUGACAAAGAUGGGAAGAUCACAUGUGGGGCGGAGAAGCCUGACCCUGACUGCCGUUUCCUCAUUGUGCCUCAAUCUGAUGGUCGUUGGGCACUGCAGUCAGAGCUUUACCUGCGUUACUUUGGAGGAUCCGCUGACUACCUAUCCUGCUUUGCCCAAGCCAUUGGGGAACAAGAGCUGUGGGCCGUCCAUUUGGCUUUACAUCCGCAGGCCAGCCUGCUCAGUGUGGCACGUAAGCGCUAUGCCCAUCUGUCUUCCUCAGAUGGAGAGAUCUCAGUAGACAGCAACAUUCCCUGGGGUGUGGACUCCCUGGUCACCUUGGUAUACCUCGAUGGCAAGUACAGCCUGAAGACCUGUGACAGCCGUUUCCUCAGCAAUGAUGGCAAACUGGUAAAGGAGAACGCCAAUACGACUAGCUUCACACUGGAGCUGAAAUCUGGAAAGCUGGCUUUUAAGGACUGUGAUGGGAAAUAUCUGACCCCAGUGGGUCCAACAGGGACACUGCGAUCUGGCCGAUGUUCCAAGCCUGGAAAAGAUGAGCUGUUUGAUCUUGAGGAGAGUCAUCCACAAGUAGUUUUUCAAGCCGCCAAUAAAAGAUUUGUCUCGGUCAAACAAGGAGUGAGUAUUUCAGCCAAUCAGGAUGUGGAGACAGACAUGGAGACCUUCCAGAUGGAGAUUGAUAAGGAGAGCAAAAAGUCUAUGUUCAGGACCAAUGGCGGAUCCUACUGGACUUUAGUGACUCACGGAGAGAUCCAAUCCACUGCCACAGAAGUAGAGGUCAAUACAAUGUUUGACAUUGAGUGGCGAGGACACAGGGUGGCACUCAAAGCAAGUAAUGGAAAGUAUGUUUGUACAAAGAAGAAUGGGCAGCUCUCAGCAGUCAGCGAUACAGUGGGUGAUGAUGAAUUAUUCCUGAUGAAACUCAUCAACCGCCCUAUGUUGAUUCUUCGUGGAGAGAAUGGCUUUGUGUGUCACCACAAGAACUCCAACACUCUGAACGCAAAUCGAUCUGUCUAUGACAUUUUCUCAUUGAUCUUCAACGAUGGCGCCUACAAUGUAAAAAGUGUCAAUGGAAAGUUCUGGUACGUCUCUAGCAGUGGCCUAGUGUGCACAGAUGGAGAAAAGCCAGAGGACUUUUUCCUUGAGUUCCUGGAACAUGGACGCGUCGCCAUCAAGGGGUCUGAUGGCAAGUACCUUCGUGGAGACCAGGGAGGUACGCUUAUGGGUCAUGGUACAACCGUUGAUGUAUCUUCUCUUUGGGAGUAUUGAUCCCUUUCAAUCAAGUUCCUCAAAGAGGGAGCAAGAAGGCGGGGUGCAGGACCCACUUCUAACAAAUGAAGCAGACUGACCGGGUAAAAAAUUUCUGCCUGUUUUUAUACUAGCUGCCUGUUCCCAUGUUUUUCUUUUAGUUUUUUUUUUUCAAGAAGAGAACACUUUAGGAAGAUAUGUUUGGUUUUUAUUGUACAUAUUAAAUGUUUUGUCUUUCAAAUGACAAUGCCAACAUCAAACAACACAUACAUGUGUGAGCACAUAUAAUUUCACAAAUACAGAAUAAGACAGCGGCGGUCCCAAUUGUUUCAGCCACACUUUGUUCAAUAUAGGUAUGGUGACAAACAAAUAUCUUUGAGGGCAGCCACACUGAUAAGUCACUGAACAAAGAGAGUUGCUGUCCUAAGUUGUUGUGAUGCUGCCUAAAGGACUAAAUGAACAUUUAGUCCUUCUGCUGCUGAUUUUCACUGACUAAAUAGACUAUAUAUCUCCAAAAGCUGAAAAAACCUUUGAUGAUUUCUCUGUCUAUCAAAACUGAUACAAAUCUGGUAGAGAAGGACACCUCACUCCUGAACAUUCACAAAUUAACUAAAUAUUAAUGAAAAACAAACAAAUGAUGGAUCAGUGUGGCUGCAUUCUUGGGUUUACUAAAGAAACAAACAGGGAUACUCUAAAUACAAAAUUAACUCUAUUUGGUCUAGGUGACUAGACCUAUGUCAACUAUGUUUGUCAGGAUCUUACUUCUGUAACCUCUGUCAACAAUCCCACUGCAUUUGUUUACAGCUUUUAAAUGAUUUCAAUACUUUGACAUGUUCUAUAAGAACAGUGUGGUCAUUGACGUCACUCUAAGCAAUGAUAAUGCACCACUGUCUUCAAAGACAAUGGCUGGUGCCAAUGGUGUUUUCGUUUUUCUUAAUGGACCAUUAACAGCUUCCAGCACAAUAUGAAAUAAAUGAAGUGGACUGGAGCAAAUAGACUAUUAUCUCAGGCACCUCUGCAAUGCUGAGCAAUGUAUAUCCAAAGAGGACUUGCAAACACUGAAAUAAGUUUUGUGUAACACAUAGAAAUACAGAGAUCAGACAUGUUUAGGAAAAAAUUCUAUCAGUAGACAUUUUAUAUAUCCAUAUCAGGGACAAGCAAUACACCAAAGGGGGAGCACAUUUAAAGCAUUUGAUGGACUAUACAUCAUUUUUAAUGUACCAGGUAUGAACUCAGAAAGUGCUUCUCUGGUGUUCUGCCUCGGGGCCUUAAACCAUACUGAACUCUACAUCCCUUUAUACACGUUCUCAUGUUCAGAGUUGGGUGGUAUGAUUAGAAAAUUUAAAGGAUUUAGUUAUUACAUUAGGCCAUUACCACAGUGACAUCCCAUAAAACAUACAGAAGCAAAUGUGCUCGAAUACAAAUCCUAAAAUAAUGUCAGUUUUUUUCCAUCUGUUUUCCCAGAGUCAGAUGAGAAGAUGUAGUGAAUUUCAUUUGUGAAAUGAGUGCUCUGUGCAGCUCUUUGCCCAGUGGUUGUUGGUCAAACCCAGCUCCAAUGUGGCAGCAAACUUCAGCUCCUUCAGACAGCAUUGGAGAACAAACAUGUUUUACUUUUUACAAAGCAGGAAUAUAUGUCUUCCCUCUGGACAAAACGGCAAACAACUGUAUUUCACAAAAUGCUGGAGUGUUCCUUUAACUAACCUACCCAACACUGCUUUUGUCGAAUGUGAUCAGUAGCUUCUAGUUGACCCUUAUCCAGCACAACCCUUUUAAGGAGGAACUUUUUUGUAUUUUGAUCUCACAGGACUCACUGAAUUGAUUACUCCUGAAACCCAUUAAAGGGCACAAGCUGCCCAGACUUUAUUGGCACGGAUGUUGGUGUGCAGUACAACCUGAACCUGUAUACAAUUUAUCCUGCAGAUUUUUUGUCAGUUAUUUCCCAGGAAGAUAUAAGAUCUGAAAUAGUUCAAGUGUAAUGUCUAAAUCAAUGGUUUUGUGAUGUGUGCAAUUUGCAAUUUAUAGAGAAAUUUUAGAAAGCAAGGUCUAAAAUGCUUGGUCAUCUAUGCAUCCUGUAUCAGCUCUUUAGAGCCUCCAGCUAUAUUUUAGAAUGUAUUUAAUAUAUAUAGAUGUUUAUUGUGUCACUAUAUUUUCGUUUUCUGAUAUGAUUUUUGAAAAUGUUGAUGGCAAUAAAAACUUGACAAUA
Perca fluviatilis (European perch) is the source of this 3907-nucleotide messenger RNA. It is a transcript of the gene fscn2a, whose product is annotated as fascin actin-bundling protein 2a, retinal. The coding region runs from base 250 to 1725 and encodes 491 amino acids. The record is from RefSeq and is a predicted model, not a curated record. NCBI's taxonomy places the organism in Eukaryota, Metazoa, Chordata, Actinopteri, Perciformes, Percidae. The transcript is spliced from 5 exons. Gene Ontology annotation, molecular function: actin filament binding; protein-macromolecule adaptor activity. Gene Ontology annotation, cellular component: actin cytoskeleton; cytoplasm. Gene Ontology annotation, biological process: actin filament bundle assembly; establishment or maintenance of cell polarity; cell migration.